Molecule: messenger RNA, 931 nt
Organism: Durio zibethinus
Lineage: Eukaryota; Viridiplantae; Streptophyta; Magnoliopsida; Malvales; Malvaceae
Source: RefSeq, a predicted model, not a curated record
CUAUAUGUAUCCCUUAAUCUUUGAAAUGUUUCUCCUAUGACCAAUGACCAUACUCACCGUGAAAUACCAUAUUCAAAGAGAAGAAUAUCAAGAAUCUCAUACAUGGAUUCUUCAUAUUUCGAAUGCCCAUAUUCUCAAUUCUCUGCUGAAUCAUCUUCUUCCUAUGUUUCUCAAGAAAAUUUGUCGCUAGAAUCGUUCAAUUAUUACCAAGCCCUUCCUUUCAAUGAAAAUGAUUCUCAGGAGAUGCUUCUCCUGGGAGUCCUAAACCAAGCUCCGGUAAGCUCCUUUAAUAAUAACUCUAGAGAUGAUGAAGUAAGCUCAAAAGCUAAUGAAGGGGAGUCUACCAGGGAGGUUUCUUACAGAGGAGUUAGGAGAAGGCCUUGGGGAAAAUAUGCAGCUGAAAUAAGGGAUUCAACAAGGAAUGGUGUUAGAGUUUGGCUUGGAACCUUUGACACAGCUGAGGCUGCAGCUUUAGCCUAUGAUCAAGCAGCAUUGGCAAUGCGAGGUUCCAAGGCUAUACUCAAUUUUCCAAAGGACAAAGUCUAUGAAUCGUUUCAAGAAAUGAACUAUAGAUUUGAAGAAGGGUGUUCACCUGUUUUAACAAUGAAAAAAAGGCACUCCUUGAAGAGCAAAAUGGGGAUGAUGAAGAAGGUCAAGAAAGAUAAAAAGGAAAUUAUGAGGAUGGAAAAUGUGGUGGUGUUGGAGGAUCUAGGAACUGAUUACUUGGAAGAACUUCUUAGCAUUUCCGAGAGUUCUACUCUCUGGUAAAUUAUUUGAGAAUUCCUUCCAUUAAUCAUUCUUUGUCUAUCUUUUUCAAUAUACAAAAGCGUCAUAGUUUGAAAAUAGUACCAAGAUCUAGACUCAGGCAUCAUUUUUUAAAAAUAAUUAUAUAAAUCAACUUAAUCAAGUUUUUAAAUUAUAGUUGAGUAUG